GAGAGUAAGCUGUAUGGCCAAAGGUACCGCCCUCUUUUAGCAUAGGGCGGUGCAACUUUUGGCGUGCUCGGCGUUUGGUUGUGAUGUUCAGAGACUGGCACUGCGGAGAGGAAAACGUCGCCCUGGCGGCGGCCGGGUUUAUCCAAGCGGGUCGGUAGUCCAUUUCUUUUUCACUGGUGUGCAAUACCCACCUUUUCCUGUAACUACACAUAAGAUGGCAGAUCAUGUCCCAAUGGCGCACGAGGCAGUUCUGAAAAGUAGCUGCCCUCUCCCUGAGGAGACCCCACAAAUCAAAGGGUAUGAUUUCAAUCAAGGGGUGGAUUACAGAGCGCUGCUACAGACGUACCUCAAUACGGGUUUCCAGGCAACAAACUUUGGACGGGCUGUGCAAGAAAUCAACAAUAUGAUAGAGAAGAGGCUGGAACCUAUUAAAGAUUCAGAGGAGAAGGCAUUGAAAAAUGAAUUUUGCCAACGGCCGGUCUCGGGCUGCACAAUUUUCCUUGGCUACACCUCUAACCUCAUUAGUUCUGGAAUACGAGAAUCUAUCCGCUAUUUGGUGGAACAUAACAUGGUAGAUGUUUUGGUGACAACCGCAGGAGGGAUUGAAGAAGAUCUCAUCAAAUGCCUGGCACCUACUUACUUGGGGGAUUUUUCCCUGCCAGGGCGAGAGCUACGCUCCAGAGGGAUUAACAGGAUUGGCAACUUGUUGGUUCCCAAUGAUAAUUACUGCUUGUUUGAAGACUGGAUGAUGCCAAUUCUUGACCAGAUGGUACUGGAGCAGAAGACAGAGGGGACUCAUUGGACUCCAUCAAAGAUGAUUCAUCGUCUGGGAAAAGAGAUCAACAAUCCCCAGUCUGUUUACUACUGGGCCUACAAGAACAACAUUCCUGUGUUCAGCCCUGCCAUCACGGAUGGCUCCUUGGGAGAUAUGAUGUAUUUCCACUCCUACAAAAACCCAGGACUAGUCCUUGACAUUGUAGAAGAUAUCCGGCGCAUGAAUAAUCACGCAGUGUUUGCUAAGCGUACAGGGAUGAUCAUUCUCGGCGGAGGACUGGUUAAGCACCACAUCUGUAAUGCCAACCUGAUGAGAAAUGGUGCUAACUUUUCAGUGUUUGUGAACACUGGCCAGGAAUUUGAUGGUUCAGAUGCUGGUGCAAGACCAGAUGAGGCAAUCUCCUGGGGCAAGAUUCAGAUGGACUCCAAGCCAGUAAAGGUCUUUGCAGAUGCCUCGUUGGUGUUCCCUCUGAUGGUAGCGGAGACAUUUGCACGACAUGCGGGUGUCCUUAUUGGAGAGAAGAAAGAAGAUUAAUGUCUGUUUUUGUAAGCUCCGGUGGAGUGCACUUCAUUUGGAGGUGGCCUGCUUUGCACCAUCACGUCUUGUACAUCUUGACCUCCGACACCUCCUGGUUAUUACAGACUACUGUUUUUUUUUUUUGUUUGUUUUUUUUUUAGUUCACUCCUGACUCAGGUUGAUUUCCAAUUUUUAGGUAUUUUGUUUCCUUGUGUUGAAGAAAAAUCCUGGGUACUUACAUUUUACUGCAGCUAAGCCCCUCAAGUCAAUGUCUUUCAGUUCCUGCACCAGACUGGCCCUCCGCCUGGAUUGCCGACCACAUUUUGUGCGUAUGUUUGACAGCCUAGUAAAAUUGGUGGGCUUGGGGAUUAGCACUUUCACUGUCUGUCCACUAGGUGGCUCUUUCAGUGACGUCAGCUUGUUCCUUUAAAGCAAUCCAUUUAAAGCAACAGCAGAGUCGGUGACACUCUUGUGCGUUCAUUUUAAAGACCAUCAGUGCAUGAGCGUCCACUGCAUUUUAAAGAAGUGACUUUGUGUAAUGUGGAAUCGGGUCGUGGACUUUGGCUACAGAUAUGGCAGGACUUGAACUUCUUCUAAUUUAUGCACUUGCACAGAGACUUGCUUUAGGUCUGCGGUGGUCCUGCAUGAGGAAUUAGGACGUCUUGAGGUGUUAGGACUGCUACGAGUGUUUGAGAACCCAAUGCUGUUUUUAAAGGAAACAGCUUGCAAUACCUCAUAAUAUAUGCUUACUGGCGCAAAAAUAUAAUGCCCGACAAAACACCUUUAAAAGCAAAAAUAAAUAAAUAAAUGUACAGCCUA
This is a messenger RNA of Polypterus senegalus (gray bichir), 2110 nucleotides long. RefSeq names its product deoxyhypusine synthase (gene dhps). The coding region runs from base 215 to 1309 and encodes 364 amino acids. The record is from RefSeq and is a predicted model, not a curated record. The transcript has 10 exons. NCBI's taxonomy places the organism in Eukaryota, Metazoa, Chordata, Cladistia, Polypteriformes, Polypteridae. Gene Ontology annotation, cellular component: cytoplasm. Gene Ontology annotation, molecular function: deoxyhypusine synthase activity. Gene Ontology annotation, biological process: peptidyl-hypusine biosynthetic process.